This is a messenger RNA of Effrenium voratum, 894 nucleotides long. The record is from the annotation of a GenBank genome assembly. Lineage: Eukaryota; Dinophyceae; Suessiales; Symbiodiniaceae.
AUGUCCCUGCCAACGCUCUUGCAUGCUCAGCCUCAUGACACGAAAGAAGAGUUGACAAGCAGGCGCCUGGCUGCCCAGCUUCAUCCAGACAAGAACUCGUCGGUCGGUGCGCACGCAGCAUUCAUCAAGUUGAAGGAGGAGUUUGAGGAGGCCGUGCAGUAUGCUCCAUCUUUGGCCCGGCAGCAAAGAACGCAGGCGCUGGAUGCCAAGAGGACCUGCCACGUGCGCAGGAAGAAGGGGUGGUCUCAGAAUCGGAGCAAGGGCAAGCAGGCAAGCCAGAAGCUCUUGGCCAUUGAGGACGCGCCGUUCCAGAAGGCAGCCAAGAGGGCGCCCAAGGUGCGGGAGCAGUCCCUGGAGUGCACUGCGCACCAGGUGAUUCUAGGUUUGCAUGUGUCUGAGCCGCUGCUUCUGUUCCAAUCUCAGGAGGGGCAGGAGGAGUGCCCAUUCUGGAUCCCGGACGAGCUGCGCGAGCACUUCAUCAUUUCCCCGACCCCGGAAAGUGAAUGCGAGGUGGCCGCAGAACCAGACACCUUGAGCUCCGCCGCAGAGUUCCUGCUCGAGAAGGGCUUCGUCGCGACGUCGCCCGGAAAUGCUCCAGGCAGCCAAACUCCUGGGGAGCAGCAGCGAGACAACUUUGAGUUGGAAGAGUGUGAGGAUCCAAAGGGCCGGGACAUGAACUUCCUCUUCCCCAUUUCGGGUGGCCUGGCGACGAACUUCGAGCGUUUUCUGACGCAUCCCCGGGAGUCUUUUCCCUUGGGCGCCCACUUCGAGGCAGUGUCGACUGUCAAGCUGCGCAGGAGUUCGAUGCACCACUUGGAAGAUUGGAAGAGGUCAUCGAAGGCUUCUCCAAACACAAAGAUUUGGCGCAGGUGUGUGAAACCUCCGAUGAGAUGA